This is a messenger RNA of Rhipicephalus microplus (southern cattle tick), 1503 nucleotides long. RefSeq lists its product as uncharacterized. The record is from RefSeq and is a predicted model, not a curated record. Lineage: Eukaryota; Metazoa; Arthropoda; Arachnida; Ixodida; Ixodidae.
AUGGGAGAGGAAUUGCGCUGCCUGCAAAUGUUCACGCAGGAAUGCCGGGAGCUUCCAGCAAUGGGUUCAGGCCUUCCCCAAAGCCCCAGGCAUGAAAAACCCCUUGGGCCUCCCAAGUUUGGAAUGCCGCCAACACUGUGGACCAAGUUUGGCCACUUGUUUUUGCCUGGCCUGAGACUUCGCUACAACUUCAAAAUACAGUACCGCAGCGGAGCCCACAACCAGGUAGCAGAUGCCUUGUCUAGACUGCCCGUGCCAGACACAGAAGGGGGCUUCCAUGUUGAUGAAGAGGUUGUGUCCUUGGUUACAUCGUCUGUACAUCGGGAGAAUCUUCAGGUUGCUACCGCGGAAGAUGACAUACUACGGCAGUCAGCUCAUGAGUCACACCCGGGAAUUGUGAAGACUAAGCAGCGUAUCAAGGAGAAGUACUGGUGGCCUUGCAUUGACAAGCAUGUGGAGGCCGCCGUCCGGAGUUGCAGCACCUGUCAAGCCUCGGACAAGAGUGUCAAGAACUGGCAAGCCCCACUACAGCCUGUCCGGCUUCCUGACAGGCCUUGGGACAAAAUAUCAAUAGACAUCAUGGGCCCCUUUGAACGUGCACCGGCCGACUGUCGAUUUGUCAUCGUGGCAGUGGACUACUUCUCCAGAUGGCCAGAGAGUGCGUUCUGCAGUGACAUCACUUCUCGCACGGUGAUCAACUUUCUGCUUGCUGUCUUUGCGCGAGAGGGUUACCCGACUGAACUAGUCUCAGACCACGGCCGACAGUUUACGUCGAGUGAAUUCGAGUGCUUCCUUGCAGACAGGGGCAUCAAGCAUUUCUUCUCGGCAGUUUACCACCCUCAAGCCAAUGGCUUAGUGGAAAGAUUCAACAGGGUCCUGAAAUCGUAUAUACAACUAGCUCUCCUAGAGGAGCGACAAAUCAAGACCACAGUUAUAGAGUACCUGGGUAUUUACCGAGCCACACCCCACAGCGCCACUGGCAUCUCUCCAGCAGUGUUGCUUCAUGGCCGCCACAUGAAGACAUCAUUAGAUGUUGUUGGCCAGCCAUCAGCGGAUUUCGGCACCCAUCCCGCCCGUGAACUGCGUAGACUUCGGCGUUGUGUCUGCGAAUACCAACAAAGAAAUAAGGCGUAUGCAGACAAGCGAAGAGCAGCCCGAGAGCCCAAAUUUAAAGUGGGGGCCUACGUGCGGGUGAAACGCCCGGUACCUGGAAUAAAAGGCACCCCUAGUUUUGGAGCUCCACUCAAAAUACUGAGGCGGGUAGGACGAUGGUCAUUCCACUUGGAGGACGGCCGUACCUGGAAUGCCUCCCAACUGUCGGCUGUACCCCAUGAAGAAACGGGGGCAAGACAAGAACCGCUGUGGGUGGACAUGGAGACAGACGGGUCGGCAGGGAACGCCACAGCACGAAAACCGUCCUCGAAGGCGCGGCAGUCCCGUUGCAUUGAGGGCCACGUGUACCGGUUAGUCACGAGGCGUGUAGAGGCUCAGGUGCCGGGAUGA